This is a messenger RNA of Condylura cristata (star-nosed mole), 2626 nucleotides long. RefSeq names its product BTG family, member 2 (gene BTG2). The record is from RefSeq and is a predicted model, not a curated record. Bases 56 to 544 code for a protein of 162 amino acids. NCBI's taxonomy places the organism in Eukaryota, Metazoa, Chordata, Mammalia, Eulipotyphla, Talpidae. The transcript is spliced from 2 exons. Gene Ontology annotation, biological process: negative regulation of mitotic cell cycle; negative regulation of cell population proliferation. Gene Ontology annotation, cellular component: cytoplasm; nucleus.
CACAACCUCAAGUCCCACCGAGGACCCUUAGCAGCUCCCCGCCGCCGCCACGACUAUGAGCCAAGCCCGCUGGUCGGGAGAAAGAACGGACAUGCUCCCGGAGAUCGCCGCCGCGGUGGGCUUCCUCUCCAGCCUCCUGAGGACCCGGGGCUGCGUGAGCGAACAGAGGCUUAAGGUUUUCAGCGGGGCGCUCCAGGAGGCACUAACAGAACACUACAAACACCACUGGUUUCCUGAAAAGCCGUCCAAGGGCUCGGGCUACCGCUGCAUCCGCAUCAACCACAAGAUGGACCCCAUCAUCAGCAAGGUGGCCAGCCAGAUCGGACUCGGCCAGCCCCAGCUGCGCCAGCUGCUGCCCAGCGAGCUGACCCUGUGGGUGGACCCCUACGAGGUUUCCUACCGCAUCGGGGAGGACGGCUCCAUCUGCGUCCUGUAUGAGGAGGCGCCGGUAGCCACCUCCUACGGGCUCCUCACCUGCAAGAACCAAAUGAUGCUGGGCCGGAGCAGCCCCGCGAAGAACUACGUGAUGGCGGUCUCCAGCUAGACCCCGCGCCCGGCCCCACUGUGCUCGCUCCAUGGGACGACAGCCCACUGCAUACCUCAACCUGGGGAACUGGAUUUUAAAUGAAGAGCUAUUUAUAUAUAUAUUAUUUUUUUUAAGAAAAGGAGAGAAAAAAACCAAAAGAUUUUUCUAAGAAAAAAAAUCCUUAAAGGGAGCCACUUGGAAGCGGCCUCCCCAGGUGCCUUGGAGAGAACUGUUGUGCCAUUGAGUCUGGGAGUCAGUGUCUGCCUGUGGGAGCGGGAGGCUCCGGGGUGGCCGCCAACGUGUCCGUGAGAGAACUUGGCCAACACCCAGGGAGAGGGGAGGGGAGCAAGCAAGGUUAACAGCUGUGAAUGAGAGUGGCGGGGUCUGCCCUGGCUGGGGGAGAGCCUGCGUUCUGGCCUCCCCCUCCAGCCAGGAGCCCACACCCCUGACCUUCUCUUACUCAGGGGCACUCAAGCCUGGAUUUAAAACCAUACUCUGUUGCCUAAUCUCUUUUCUUUUUUCUGAUGAGAUCCUGGGCAGAACGUGAACAGACCUCUCCUUAUUCCUUCUGUCCUAAAGCAGCUUCUCUGGAAAUCAUCACUUGUUUCUAACUCUGUUCUCAGGGGCCUGCGAUGUGGCUUCCUGGCCAGGCAUCUGGAGGGUGCCAUGGGCGCCAGGCUGGGGCUGGAGGCUGUCAGGGUAGCUUGGGAAGGGUUCUCUGCAUAGGGCCUUUGCUCCGCUACGUGCUGCUGUGCGUUUGUGUGGUGAAUAACUUGAGGGUGAUUUGCCGUGGGCUUUGGAACCCAGAAAGUAUCCACUGGGGAUGUUUUUUGGCCCAAACCCUCCUUUCUGGAACCAUGUGUAGGCCCGAUGCUGCUGCCACCAUCCCUUUGAGAGGUGGCUCAAAGCUCCAGGGACUCCACAUCCUUAAGACUGCCUCCUUCCAAAAGCACAAUACUCCAAACGCCUCCUCUCCCUUCUGGCUGGGUCACGGAGCUACCCGAAUUUCUAGGACAAGAGUCACUGUGCAAUAUGGCCUCUGAGGUCCCAGGAGGGUCUGGAGGAGAACUAGCUCUCAGAACAUGCUGGAACCCUGGCGGCUGAGGGAACCAUCUCUUCCCCUGCUCUCGGGACCAUGGCUGGCUGGUCAGCCUUGCGGGUGUUCCCCUGGCGGAGGGGGAGAAUGCCCCAGGUUCUGCAGGACUACCUGGUAUUCUUGUAGGGCUGACACGAGAAGCCUGACUGGGCAUUGAUUUCUCUCCGAGGUGCUCAGAGCACCCGGGGAGGUGGUGUUGUCUCUCUCAGUACAAUCCAAAUUUGUCUGUAGACAUGUGCAAUAUUUACUGUUCUGGUUUGGAGAAAAUGGAAAACUACACUGGGAAGAUACCCCCUUUUUCAGUUUCUCAGUGACUCUAGUGAGGGGUCCUGAGAAGGCCUUGCGUUUCCCAAAUCGGAAUCACCUUUAGCUAGAGCAUCUGGUCAGCUGGCUACCCUCCUGCUUGCACCGUGGAGGGGCCUUCUUCUCCCGCCAGUCCCCUUUCCUGGAUUUCUUUUCUUCACUCCUCAUAUCUGACUCAAAGGUGCUAUUUACCAAACACACUCCCUCUCCUUCCAGCCAGUUCUGCUGCCUCCUCCUCCACUCUCCAGAUUCCGAGCUGCCUUCCCAGAUCCUGCUUCCAGUCUUUAUCGCUUUAAAGCUAACUUGGGCCCACAAGCCCCAGGGCACAAGCCCCAGGGCGCCGAUCGGCCUGUGGGUCCACACCAAGCUGUGAAUCACUGCAGAUCUUGUGCAUGCGAACUGUUUGCAAACAGGCUCCUGCCUUUCCAGAAGCAGCUCCUGGUCUCAUUUUCAUGCUUCAUUUUCUCCUUUUUGAUGUUCACUUUAAAAAUGACACCGCCCCCGGAGCUGGACUGUUGAGCAGGCCUGUCUCUCCUAUCAAGUAAAAGUGAAAACUUCGUACAUUUGUAAGCUAUUCUGACAGAAAAGACAAAGGUUACUAAUUGUAUCAUAGUGUUUUUAUAUGGAAGAAUGUACAGCUUUAUGGACAAAUGUACACUUUUUUUUUUGUUACUUUAAUAAAAAUGUAGCAGAUGAGUGUG